Messenger RNA from Ficedula albicollis (Collared flycatcher), 1270 nucleotides. It is a transcript of the gene UCHL5, whose product is annotated as ubiquitin C-terminal hydrolase L5. Gene Ontology annotation, molecular function: proteasome binding; cysteine-type deubiquitinase activity. Gene Ontology annotation, biological process: ubiquitin-dependent protein catabolic process; protein deubiquitination. Gene Ontology annotation, cellular component: Ino80 complex; cytoplasm. NCBI's taxonomy places the organism in Eukaryota, Metazoa, Chordata, Aves, Passeriformes, Muscicapidae. The record is from RefSeq and is a predicted model, not a curated record. The transcript has 12 exons. Bases 1 to 1188 code for a protein of 395 amino acids.
AUGCCAGAAGAACACUUCCCAGCAGCAGCACAGCAGCGGAUACCCGCGGAGCUGCGACCGCGGCUGUCAGUCUCCACAAAGACGAUCAACACGCGUAACGCCACAGCCGCGCCCGGGAGCGCCCCGCGGGCCCCUCACGCCCAGGCGCUGCCCGGAGCUGCCCCCGCGGCCUCCCCGCAUUCCCCACGCAUCCCUGGGCCGGCCCGGGACCCCGCACCCCGCACGCCGCUCCCCCCGCGGCCCGGGAAGCGCCACUUGCCUGCGAGGCCGGGCGGCUGUAGAGGAGCACAAGUUGAAGAAAUAUGGAGUUUGGAGCCAGAGAACUUUGAAAAGUUGAAGCCAGUACAUGGGCUGAUUUUUCUCUUCAAGUGGCAGCCUGGAGAGGAGCCAGCGGGUUCUGUUGUCCAGGAUUCCAGACUGGAUACAAUAUUUUUUGCUAAGCAGGUGAUAAAUAAUGCCUGUGCAACUCAAGCCAUAGUAAGUGUGCUGUUAAACUGUGCUCAUCAAGACAUUCAUCUAGGAGAGACCUUGUCAGAAUUUAAAGAAUUUUCCCAAAGCUUUGAUGCUGCGAUGAAAGGUUUGGCACUGAGCAACUCAGAAGUGAUUCGGCAAGUUCACAACAGUUUUGCCAGACAACAGAUGUUUGAGUUUGAUGCAAAGUCUUCAGCAAAGGAAGAAGAUGCCUUUCACUUUGUAAGCUAUGUUCCUGUUAAUGGGAGGCUAUAUGAGCUGGAUGGCUUAAGGGAAGGACCAAUUGAUUUAGGUGCAUGCCAUCAGGAUGACUGGAUAAGUGCAGUGCGGCCCGUCAUAGAGAAGCGCAUACAAAAAUACAGUGAAGGUGAGAUAAGGUUUAACCUGAUGGCUAUUGUGUCUGACAGGAAGAUGAUAUAUGAGCAGAGGAUUGCAGAGCUACAGCAGCAACUGGCAGAGGAGGAGCCUAUGGAUACAGAUCAAAGUAGUAAUAUGUUAAGUUCUAUACAAUCAGAAGUUGCAAAAUACCAGAUGUUAAUUGAAGAAGAGAACCAAAAAUUAAAAAGAUAUAAGAUUGAAAAUAUUAGAAGGAAACAUAACUACCUGCCUUUCAUCAUGGAAUUGUUAAAGACUCUAGCAGAGCACCAGCAAUUAAUACCAUUAGUAGAAAAAGCAAAAGAAAAACAGAAUGCCAAGAAAGCUCAGGAGGCCAAAUGAAGAUGACUUUGCAAAACACAUACAGUUACUUGCUUCUGAUACUAUUUUCAUGACAACAAAUAAAACUUUUCAUAAACUUCAA